Messenger RNA from Teleopsis dalmanni, 2342 nucleotides. RefSeq names its product THO complex subunit 1 (gene Hpr1). Gene Ontology annotation, cellular component: THO complex part of transcription export complex. Bases 72 to 2267 code for a protein of 731 amino acids. The transcript has 5 exons. Gene Ontology annotation, molecular function: protein binding. NCBI's taxonomy places the organism in Eukaryota, Metazoa, Arthropoda, Insecta, Diptera, Diopsidae. The record is from RefSeq and is a predicted model, not a curated record. Gene Ontology annotation, biological process: mRNA export from nucleus; signal transduction; regulation of DNA-templated transcription elongation.
AAAAUGUUGUCAAAACCGUUUAAGCGGUUAAGAGCGUCAGGUGUGUUUUUGGCACAUUGGCUUUAAACAAUAUGAAAAUGGAUUUGAAUUCUGUUAAAAUUACUGAAGCGAUCGGAUUUCGUAGUUUGGUGACAACAUUCGAAAAAGCUUUAGAGAUCGGGUUGCAGAAAAAAGAUGUAAGAAUAUUAAAGCGCGUAUACGAUGCGUUUGAGUCUACCACAAAUCAUGAUAAAAAAUCUCCUAUGGAUGAGGCAUUCCGUGAGUUCAUGCUAUACAAACUAAUGGAUAAUGUGGAGAAGAUUGGUGCAUUGGUGCGGCUUUCUGUAGAUGCAGUACGAGAGGAGAUCGCAUCAGUAACAAUCCCAGUCGUUUUGCUAGCUGAUGUGUUCGAUGUGGUCACGCUGGACAAAUGUGAGCUUAUAUUUAAUUUCGUUGAAGAAAUGUUAGAUAUAUGGAAAGAGGAAAUAUUUUUUACAUCCUGUAAAAAUAAUAUACUUCGCAUGUGCAAUGACUUGCUGAGGCGUUUGUCGCGUUCACAGAAUACAGUCUUUUGUGGACGUAUUUUACUUUUCCUAUCAAAGUUCUUUCCGCUCUCAGAACGUUCGGGACUCAAUAUUGUCUCGGAAUUUAAUUUAGAAAAUGUUACAGAGUAUGGUACUGACGAUAAGUCUUUGGAUGACGGCUUAGAAAACACAGUUGACGAUAUUCCAAUAAAGGUUGAUUACAAUUUAUAUUGUAAGUUUUGGUCAUUACAAGAUUUUUUCCGAAACCCGGUGCAAUGCUAUAGCAAAACUCAAUGGAAAAUGUUUCAAUCGCAUACAAAUACUGUUUUGGAUGCCUUUGAUGGCUUCAAACUUGAUUGUGGACUAAAAAGGAGGAAAACUGACACUGAAAAAAAGGUAGAUGACAAAGCACAGUCAACAUCAAAAUCAACUAUGAAAAAUAACAGGCAGGAUGAGGACAAUGAAAAUAUUUUUAAAUCGGAUAUAUUCUUUGCAAAAUAUCUAACAAAUCCAAAACUUUUAGCACUGCAGUUGUCCGAUUCGAAGUUUCGGCGCGCAACUCUAGUGCAAUUUCUCAUUCUUUUCCAAUAUCUGCAGUCAAAAGUGAAAUUUAAGACAGAUUCAAGUGUUUUGACAUCAUCGCAGGAGUUAUACAUAGAGACUACUCAGACUAGGGUAUAUAAGCUGAUAGAAGAAACUCCACCAAAUGGUAACCAGUUCUUGCGAACUGUCCAACACAUUCUAAAUCGAGAAGAGAUAUGGAAUAAGUGGAAAAAUGAAGGUUGUAAGGAAAUUAGAAAACCUGACGACGUUCAAAAUAACACAAAAGGAAAGGAGGAACCUCAAGAAGACAACGCCACAACAAGUGGUAGUGGUGCAGUAGUUAAUGACAGUAAUGUGAAAGAAGAAUCUAGCGAUGAAUCAUUUAUUAAACAGAUUCAACCACACACAAGGAAAAGGCUCUUGGGCGAUAUACUUAGGGAAAGUUAUAACUCAAAUAGAUACUAUUUAGGCCAUCCAUUACUAACUGAACUCUGGAAUUUAGCACCGGAUAAUCUAUCAGCAUGUAAAAGUGAAGAUCGUAAUUUCUUACCUGAAUUCGAAGUAUAUCUCAAUAACAAAAACGAUAGAAGUGACUCUUCAUCAUGGCGAGCAUUGCGUUUGUUGGCAAGACAAUCUCCACACUUUUUCACCACAUUUAAUUCGUCAUCAAGUUAUAAAAUACCGGAUUACUUGGAGAAUAUGCGCCGCAGAAUUAUUAGGGAAAAGUUAGAAAAUGCCAAACCAGCCACAAGUGCAACAGUAACCAAUGGUCAAGUCAGCAGCAACGGAUCAACUCUUGAAAAUGAAACUAUGACACUAACUGACGCUGAACAAGAAGCUGAGCCUGAGUUAGGCGCUGAUGAAGAUAUUGAAAAAAACGAAGACGAUAGAAAUGCCCAUUCGAAACCUCUUGUGGCCACACACGAACAAAUCGAAGAGAUUGCUCCACUUAUUGGCGAUGAUUGGAAGAAGUUAGGUAAGAAACUAGGUUACACUCCAGACGAGUUGGAAUUUUUCGAAACAGAACACACUGAACCUAAUACUGCCUGUGUUACAAUGUUGGUUAAUUGGUUUGCGGAUGAUGACGAUGCCACACUUGACAAUUGGGCUUACAUGAUGGAAGGCCUAGAAAUCAAUGAAGCUGCGACAGCUGUCAAGGCAAUGAUCGAACGUUUAUCGACAAAAAGUAGUAAAACAGACGUAGAAGUAAUUUCGGACUAACAAUUCAACGCAGCACAACGCAACACAACACAACACAACAACAAAAACGCAAAUGAUCUGUUAAAAAAAAUUUUA